AAUUCUCAUAACUCACAGAGAUCAAGUCACCCACCCAUAACCUUGCAGCCAUGGCGUCCAACGGGAUUCUUCUGGGCAUGGGAAACCCACUUCUAGAUAUCUCCGCCGUCGUCGAAACUGAAUUCAUGGACAAAUAUGACAUCAAGCUUAACAAUGCUAUUCUUGCAGAGGAAAAACAUUUGCCAAUGUACGAUGAAAUCGCAUCCAAGUACAACGUUGAAUAUAUAGGAGGAGGUGCUACUCAAAAUGCAAUUAAAGUUGCUCAGUGGAUGCUUCAAAUUCCUGAUGCAACUAGCUUCAUGGGUUGUAUUGGAAAAGACAAGUUUGGGGAGGAGAUGAAGAAAGAUGUGAAACUUUCUGGUGUUAAUGCACAUUACUAUGAGGUUGACACCACUCCAACGGGUACUUGUGCUGUAUGUGUUGUGGGCGGUGAAAGGUCACUCGUUGCGAAUCUGUCAGCUGCCAACUGCUACAAAACAGAGCAUUUGAAGAGGCCGGAGAAUUGGGAACUUGUUGAGAAGGCUAAAUACAUUUAUAUUGCUGGGUUUUUCCUCACUGUUUCUCCCGAGUCUAUUCAACUUGUCGCAGAGCAUGCAGCCGCAACCAACAAGGUAUUCAUGAUGAACCUCUCGGCUCCAUUCAUUUGUGAAUUCUUCAAGGAUGCACAAGAGAAAGCCCUUCCGUACAUGGACUAUGUUUUUGGAAAUGAAACAGAGGCAAGGGCCUUCUCGAAAGUUCAUGGCUGGGAGACAGAGAAUGUUGAGGAGAUAGCUUUGAAAAUAUCUCAGCUGCCCAAGGCAUCUGGGACACACAAGAGAAUAACUGUUAUUACUCAAGGUGCAGAUUCUGUAGUUGUUGCAGAGGAUGGAAAAGUGAAGUUGUUUCCUGUCACAUUAUUGCCCAAGGAAAAGCUUGUUGACACAAAUGGAGCCGGUGAUGCCUUUGUUGGGGGAUUCCUGUCUCAAAUGGUUCAAGAGAAGCCCAUAGAAGAAUGUGUGCGGGCAGCUUGCUAUGCUGCAAACGUUAUAAUCCAACGUUCUGGAUGCACUUAUCCAGAGAAACCCGACUAUUCUUGAAUCUUCAAUCCAUCUUCGUCCAAAAUAAUAUUCACGUCACCUUUUUGUCUUAACAAUAAGUCUGAUUAAAUUUUGGGAGAUGAACAAAUCGAUUUACAACACUUGUUCCCCUUCAAAAUAUAGGUUUUCUUUUUUCCCGAAUGAUUGGUGUAUAGGUAAACAAAUUUGUUUUCCCUAUUGGAUGUCCACCUUGAAAGUGGUAAUAUGUUUCUUUCAACCAAUUUAUACAAUCUUGUGAAACAUCCAAACAAAGUGAUU
Impatiens glandulifera is the source of this 1334-nucleotide messenger RNA. RefSeq names its product adenosine kinase 2. The coding region runs from base 51 to 1076 and encodes 341 amino acids. The record is from RefSeq and is a predicted model, not a curated record. NCBI's taxonomy places the organism in Eukaryota, Viridiplantae, Streptophyta, Magnoliopsida, Ericales, Balsaminaceae. Gene Ontology annotation, molecular function: adenosine kinase activity. The transcript has 12 exons. Gene Ontology annotation, biological process: purine ribonucleoside salvage. Gene Ontology annotation, cellular component: cytosol; nucleus.